This is a messenger RNA of Hyla sarda, 1018 nucleotides long. RefSeq lists its product as uncharacterized. The transcript has a single exon. The coding region runs from base 1 to 576 and encodes 191 amino acids. Gene Ontology annotation, cellular component: cytoplasm. Gene Ontology annotation, biological process: intracellular protein transport; vesicle-mediated transport. The record is from RefSeq and is a predicted model, not a curated record. NCBI's taxonomy places the organism in Eukaryota, Metazoa, Chordata, Amphibia, Anura, Hylidae. Gene Ontology annotation, molecular function: GTPase activity; GTP binding.
AUGGGUCUUCUUCUGAGCACCCUCCACCGAGCCCUACUGAAGUUCACUGGAUAUCAAGCACGGAUCCUGAUGUGUGGUCUGGAUGCUGCCGGGAAGACAACUAUCUUGUACAAGCUAACGAUGCAUGAGACAGUCACUACAAUCCCCACCAUUGGGUUCAAUGUAGAGACUGUUGAACCAGUCGGUAACGUCAUAUUCACUUUGUGGGAUAUGGGAGGUGGAGACAAGAUCAAGCAACUUCACCCUUUAUACUAUCCAGAUGCAGAUGGAGUUAUCUUUGUGGUGGACAGUAAUGACCAAGAAAGAUUUCCUGAAAUCGGGACAAUGCUGAAUGAUAUGUUGGAACACGAGAGCCUGAGAGGAGUCCCCUUUAUGGUGCUGGCCAAUAAGCAAGAUGUCCCCAGUGCCAGGAGACCAGAAGAACUUGCUGAGAAUUUGGGGCUGGAUGACAUAAAGAGAGACCUAUGGCAUAUCCAAGGCUGUUGUGCCACAACUGGGGAAGGUCUUGUUGAGGGGAUGGAGAUCCUUGCUGAAUUAGUGAAACAAUUUAAGAACAACAAGGGUGUCUCCCGCUAGUAAAUGUCUCUCUACAAUGCAGAAAUUCGUUCAAACCAGAGAAAUACUAAUGGCGGAUUUGGACUGAAAAUCUCAUAUUAUUGAAAGCUUUCAAAAUCACAACUUGCACUAUAAUUUCCAAAUCUAUUGGAAGGACUGAUCCCAAGAUUAUAACUUAUUACUGUCCCAGAGGAUAGGUGAUAAGUAUCUGAUUGAUGACCCCCAAGUCAGGGGAACGACCGCACACACGCAUGACUGCCACUCCAUUAACUUAUAAGACUGCCGAGUACAGCGGCAGCGAAUGAAUAGAACAACGGUCAAGGAUGCCGUCUUUCGCUCCAUUCACUAAGAGAUCAUAUGGAUUUUAUAGAGGGUGAGUCCCCUUAUUGUGCAAAGUGGAAAGCCGGGAAGCAUCAGUGGCAACCAGCCUGACAGGCACAGUCUGUUCAUGUAUUACUUUUGA